Saccostrea echinata is the source of this 540-nucleotide messenger RNA. Its product is annotated as trafficking regulator of GLUT4 1-like. The record is from RefSeq and is a predicted model, not a curated record. The transcript has 3 exons. Gene Ontology annotation, cellular component: membrane. NCBI's taxonomy places the organism in Eukaryota, Metazoa, Mollusca, Bivalvia, Ostreida, Ostreidae. The coding region runs from base 1 to 435 and encodes 144 amino acids.
AUGCAGAACCAGGGUUUUGAUAACAUACAGUAUUACAAAACAGGAGGAUCUAAUCCUAAUGUCUCGAAAGACACGAGGCCAAAGAAGACCGGCCACAGGAUUCAAUAUAAUUCUGCACAAGGACAGAUCUACAGUACACCAUCACCACAUGGAGUUAUGGUAACACAACAGACCACCGUGGUCCCAGCUACCGCACAAAAUAACAGCAAUUGGAUGGUUCCAGCAAUCUUUGUGACCCUCUUCUGUUUUUGGCCCACUGGGAUUUUCGCCAUUGUAAAUGCGAGAAGGUCCAAACACGCAGCACAGGGAGGAGAUUUAGCAGGAGCGGCGUCUUAUGCACAAAAAGCAAAAACAUUUGUUAUUGUAUCGAUCGUCCUGGGUAUCAUUGUAAUCAUCUCCAUCGUCGCUCGGUUUGUCUAUGCCUACUCUUCAUAAUGAUAUUAGUCUUUGAACAUUAUUGUAUCACAUCUUCAUAUAAAAAGGUGUAUGUCUUCUACUUUAUUGCAUUCACAUUAAAUAUAUAACUUGUAAAUCUAAUAA